AUGAGUAAGUGCAAAUCAGUAAUACUGCUUGAACUAAUCAUUUUCAAGUUUUUCAUCAAACUUGGAUCCGAGGCUCACGACGAAAUCAAAUAUCGUCGUCAAGUGAGGGAUACUGUGGAAUCAGUGAUCAAUUCAAGCAUCUACUACUCGCUACAAAACCUUCGUAACUACUACUACGACAUUGAUCUGGAGCAACUUAUUUAUUGCUCGAAUCGGAAAUUCUGCCAUUUGCACUACCGAUGGGACGAUGUGAAGGCAAUGAGACAGAGACGCCGAGAAGCAGGUUUAGAUGUGGAGAAUUACACAAUUCAAGAUGUGAUGAGAAUGUCUCGCCGAAGCGCAUCGGAUUCUCCAAUCGACGACGACAUGAGCCCGUAUCCCAUCAACGAAAACUAA
Caenorhabditis remanei is the source of this 396-nucleotide messenger RNA. RefSeq lists its product as uncharacterized. The transcript is spliced from 4 exons. The record is from RefSeq and is a predicted model, not a curated record. Bases 1 to 396 code for a protein of 131 amino acids. NCBI's taxonomy places the organism in Eukaryota, Metazoa, Nematoda, Chromadorea, Rhabditida, Rhabditidae.